This is a messenger RNA of Acomys russatus (golden spiny mouse), 2318 nucleotides long. RefSeq names its product activin A receptor like type 1 (gene Acvrl1). The transcript is spliced from 10 exons. Lineage: Eukaryota; Metazoa; Chordata; Mammalia; Rodentia; Muridae. The record is from RefSeq and is a predicted model, not a curated record. Gene Ontology annotation, cellular component: BMP receptor complex; plasma membrane. Bases 255 to 1775 code for a protein of 506 amino acids. Gene Ontology annotation, molecular function: SMAD binding; transforming growth factor beta receptor activity, type I; ATP binding. Gene Ontology annotation, biological process: transforming growth factor beta receptor signaling pathway; dorsal/ventral pattern formation; cellular response to growth factor stimulus.
GGAAACGAGUUAUUAGGAGGGAGUGGUGGAGCCGGGCCAGGCAGGAAGAAGCUAGAAUAAGAAACAUUUUUUGCUCCAGCCCUUUCCCAGUCCCGGGAGGCCACCGCGCCAGCCGCGCGGAUCGAGCCCUUCCCGGCCCCAGGCCGGCUCUGGACGUGAGACUCCAGCUGAGGACUCCGGGAAGGGGAGGCGGGGGUCCUGGCGCCCGGUCCAAAGAUCUCACGGCAUCUCCUCUGCUCCUGUCGCCAAGGACCAUGACCUUGGGGGUCUUCAGAAAGCACCUUCUGAUGCUGUUGGUGGCCUUGGGCCUAACCAAGGGAGACGUGGCGAUGACGCCCUCCGAGGAUCGGCUGUUGAACUGCACUUGUGAGAACCCACACUGCAAGGCGUCAACCUGCCAGGGGGCAUGGUGCACGGUGGUGCUGGUUCGUGAGCAGGGCAAGCACCCCCAAGUAUACCGGGGCUGCAGUAGCAUGAACCAGGAGCUCUGCUGGGGACGCCCCACAGAGUUUGUCAGCCAUCACUGCUGUUACAUACACUUCUGCAACCACAACGUGUCCCUAGUGCUGGAGGCCACCCAGACUCCUCCUGCGGAGGAGCCAGAAGCAGACGCCCAGCUGCCUCUCAUCCUGGGCCCCGUGCUGGCCUUGCUGGUCCUGGUGGCCUUGGGUGCUCUGGGCUUGUGGCAUGUCCGGCGAAGGCAGGAGAAACAGCGGGGUCUGUACAGUGACCUGGGCGAGUCCAGCCUCAUCCUGAAGGCAUCCGAACAGGGAGACAGCAUGUUGGGGGACUUCCUGGACAGCGACUGCACCACAGGCAGCGGCUCCGGGCUCCCGUUCUUGGUGCAGAGGACAGUCGCGCGGCAGGUUGCGCUGGUGGAGUGCGUGGGAAAGGGUCGAUAUGGCGAGGUGUGGCGCGGCUCGUGGCACGGGGAGAGCGUGGCGGUCAAGAUUUUCUCCUCACGAGAUGAACAGUCCUGGUUCCGGGAGACGGAGAUUUACAACACAGUGUUGCUUAGGCACGACAACAUCCUAGGCUUCAUCGCCUCCGAUAUGACCUCGCGCAACUCCAGCACACAGCUGUGGCUCAUCACCCACUACCACGAGCACGGCUCCCUCUAUGACUUCCUGCAGAGGCAGCCGCUGGAGCCCCAGCUGGCCCUGAGGCUCGCUGUGUCGGCGGCCUGCGGCCUGGCGCACCUGCAUGUGGAGAUCUUUGGCACUCAAGGCAAACCCGCUAUCGCCCACCGCGACCUCAAGAGUCGCAACGUGCUGGUCAAGAGCAACUUGCAGUGUUGCAUUGCAGACUUGGGCCUGGCUGUGAUACACUCCCAGACUAGCGACUACCUGGACAUUGGCAAUAACCCCCGGGUAGGUACCAAGAGGUACAUGGCGCCCGAGGUGCUGGAUGAGCAGAUCCGCACUGACUGCUUCGAGUCCUACAAGUGGACGGACAUAUGGGCCUUCGGCCUAGUGCUAUGGGAGAUCGCUCGGCGGACCAUCAUCGAAGGCAUUGUGGAAGAUUAUAGGCCACCCUUCUAUGACAUGGUACCCAAUGACCCCAGCUUUGAAGACAUGAAAAAGGUGGUGUGCGUUGACCAGCAGACCCCCACCAUCCCUAACCGACUAGCUGCAGAUCCGGUCCUCUCCGGGCUGGCUCAGAUGAUGCGGGAGUGCUGGCACCCCAACCCCUCUGCUCGCCUCACAGCACUUCGGAUCAAGAAGACAUUACAGAAGCUCAGCCACAACCCAGAGAAGCCCAAAGCGAGUCACUAGCCCAAGGUCGCUGGGCUUCCUCCACCUGAAGUGUGUGGUGGGGCAGAAGCCUGUCUGGGUGAUGUGAGUGUGUACCGUGCCCUAUGUGUGCCUGCCCAGCUUGGCCCCCAGCCCAUCCAGCCAAAAAUACAGCUGGGCUGAAAUUCGAUCUGCUUCCGUCUGGCCUGCUCAAAGUGGCCGGCUCUCUGACGCCUGGCUGGGCUCCCCAUCCCCGAGGCCAGCAGGGUACACCCCCCUACCACUCCCAGGGCAAAGGGGCCAAGGCAGGGAAUCCCUGGCCCAGGUCCUGGGCUUUCACUCUCCGCUACCCUCGGUCAACCUGACUCCCAUGGGAGCUGCCAGGAUAGCCCAGCGCCCUGUCCGGCUUCAGCAGACGCUCCACUCUGCUGGGGCUCAGCCCAAGAUACUCAGUGGCCUCAGUCUGUCUUGUGGGUGUUUAUUACUUCUACGAUGCCUUUCGGUCUUCCUGACUAGACCCCUGGCUAGUGUAUGCCAGGCUCUUGGGAGAGGUGGUACCCGAUCUUUCUACCCUCUGCCUCCUUU